Messenger RNA from Exaiptasia diaphana, 1401 nucleotides. RefSeq lists its product as uncharacterized. The record is from RefSeq and is a predicted model, not a curated record. Gene Ontology annotation, molecular function: protein binding. Lineage: Eukaryota; Metazoa; Cnidaria; Anthozoa; Actiniaria; Aiptasiidae. The transcript has 2 exons. The coding region runs from base 208 to 1122 and encodes 304 amino acids.
AAGCAUAUUUCUGCUUCAUGAUAUCAUUUUGCCUCUAUGGGUAAAAUCCCAUACGUCAUAACAAUUUUCUUACAGUUCUCUCUGCAUAUCAACAUAAGCAUGACUGGUCACAGCUCAGUAUAUCAUUUAUAUCAGCGACUGUUCGUGAUAUCCUUCAAAUCUUGCAUUCGACCCUACAGGCUCACUUGAACGUAAAACUGUAGACCAAUGGAGCUUUCAGAAUUAAAUGACGAAAUCACCCCGUCUGCUUAUUUCUGCAAAGAAAGCUUAAUGAACAGUCUUCUUUUACAAUGUAAAGGUUUCAAUAGACUCCAGAAAUACAUCGAUGUUAUUGAAAAUGGAGUCAAGUGCAUUGAAAUGGCUCAAGACCUCGAUGAUGUCCAGGUUGAGAUCGAAACAGCUUUGGAAUUGUGGCGGGCAUACAGGCUUCUUCAUAAAAACGAUAUCGCUGGAACAUUCUAUAGAGAAAAGUGUCUUGAAUUUGUCAUAAACUGUAUCAACGACAAUCCUCAGCUAGUGCAGUAUGGAUGCCAAGUUUCUGAGGACGACGAYGCCAGUCUUGUUGAAAUGAAAGUUCACUUUGCAAUCAUGCAAAAUGCYGUUCGMAMUGAACGCUACUUGGAACAGKCAUUAUGGCAUGGCAAGAAAUGCAUAAGCAUUGCACAAGCAYUCGGCGAGAAACUAAMUGAGCUCAUUGCAUGYUUGUUGCUCGCGGAAGCUUAUUUUCUUUUAGAGAAAUACGACMGAGCAAUCYUKCWCUGCGAARAAUAUUUGGAAAGCAGCCACGUUUGCGAUGCCCAAUUAAAAAUGAAGGCUUAUUUYAUACUYCAAAAAGCGUACUUUUCAAAAGAAGAAUACGUUCUGUCUAUCUCGUAUGGAAGCAUUUGUAAAGGUAUUGUCGAAGAAACAUACUGCAUCGACCCUAAUAUAGAAACUGAAGUAUAUCUAGGACUUGACGAGGCAUAUUCUGCGUUACACCUGUGCAAUGAACAUAUUCCAAACAAUAUGAAAUGUGUUGAAGAAGAAGGAAGUGACGAAGACGAAUUCGUUGAAACAAGUUUGAUAAUGCAUGAAAUUGGCUCAGCUAGUUCUCGAUCCUUACUGGUCGUUUUGAUGUCAUAAAUAGUACUCUGUACUAUUCUGCAGGGAGAUGAAGAGAAAAAUAUUAUCAACAUUGAUAAAAAUAUCUAAAUAAAGAAAAAAAAUCAUAGGAUGUAAGAACUGGACAAUGGUAAAAUAAUUUUAGAGUUAGUUAUAUUAGUAUAUUCUUUAUAGAAUGUGUGGUGGAAUUUCGGUGAAUUUCCAAUAAUUUUACAAUUCAACUCGGAUAUCUAUUCUUUGUAUAUAAGGUUUGACGUAUUUUACCUAAUAAACUGUCAGAGUUGCCAUAGAAAUAGAAAA